CAAUGGAACAGUGUUCACAACUGUGAUACUUACUUCUCUACAACUUCAACCUCGGGUGAGUCCAUCUUUUCCAUGAAUAGAUUGAGGGGAAACUCAGGAGAGAACAGAGAGGAAAGGGAAGCUUUGGAGGACAGUGAGGGCAUCCCUGCCUGUCAAAGGUAAAGCGUGAGUGAGUGAGCAACACAGACUUAAUAUGCCUGGUCCUCCACCCCCACCAGCACCCCCUCCUCCAACCUUUGCUUUGGCGAAUACUGAGAAACCAUCCCUGUCCAGAACUGAGCAACAUGGCAGAAAUGCUUUACUCUCAGAUAUCAACAAAGGCACCCGCCUGAAAAAAACUGUCACCAAUGACCGCAGUGCUCCAGUCCUUGAUAAGCCCAAAGGGGGUGGGGCUUCUGGUGGAGGUGGUGGUGGUGGUGGUGGUGGUUUAGGAGGUGGAGCUCCAGGUGGACUUGGGGGGCUGUUCCAGGGUGGGAUGCCAAGACUAAAAUCUGCAGGAGGUGGCCCUGCAAGGCCACCCAUGCCACCCACCAGUGGGAGAUUCCCAGCACCAAGUGGAGGAGCGCCUCCUCGUCUCCCUGACACUCCUUCUGGGCGAUCGAACAUGAGCAGGGGCAGUGUUCCACCUGUGCCUUCCUCUACAUCUGCCUCGUCACGCAGUCCAAAUACUGGUGGCCCUCCACCUUUGCCAGGAGGUCGAUUCCCAAGCUCCCCUUCUACACCACCAACACUGCCAGGAGGUCGAUUCCCAAGUUCCCCUUCUACACCACCAACACUGCCAGGUCGGCGCCCCAGCACUCCUGCAAAUCCUGCUCCCCCUGGCCGCCAAACAUCUUUACCACCACCACCUGUUCCCUCUAGUGCCCGUCCAUCUUCUAACACAUUUUCCUCUGGAUCCUCAAAUGAUUUUCCCCCUCCACCACCACCAGUAGGAGGAAACAGGUCAUCGUUACUGCCACCUCCUGUUCCCUCUAGUGCCCGGCCACAUUUUUCCACAGGCGACUCAGAUGAUUUUCCCCCUCCUCCACCAUCCAUAGGAGGACAUGGGGCAUCUUUUUCAGCACCUCCAGUUCCGCCUAGUAGCCACCCUCCACUUCCUACACCUCCUUCUGGAUCAGAUGAUUUUCCUCCUCCACCACCACCUGUAGGAGGAAGUAGAGCAUCAUUUUCUGGUAGUGGGUCUCCACUGCCACCACCACCCCCAUCAGGAAGUAAACCAGGACCAAGAUCUAUGGGCGGUGCCCCACCACCACUCCCUUCAGGUAGAGGAGACCUGCCACCGCUACCCCCUACACCAGCAAAGGAGCCAACCAAUACAACUCCUCAUAGAAAUUCUUUUAGUAACCCGCCACCUGUCCCACGACCUGGAGGGUCUGCCCCGCCACCACCUCCACCCAGUUCAAGACCUCCACCAGCAGGAAGAUCCCCAUCUAUACGAUCUAGUCCUCUUCCACCUCCCCCUGCAGGGGACAGCAGAGGAGGUACUCCACCUGCACCUCCUCCUAAUCACCCUAGUGGUAGUCGAGGAGCUGGCAGACCUCCCCUUCCCCCAGAUAGGCCUGGGGCAGGAGGGUUGCCUCCUCCCCCUCCCCCUUCCAUGGGCAAUGGCAACCAGAGCUCACCUCAAAACAGCACAGAUGAAUGGGAGAUGAGGUUUUCCUUCCAUGCAGUUUCUGAGCUGCCCCCACCUGAGCCUUACAUUUCCAUCCCUAAGACCUACCCCAGCAAGGCUGGUAAGACUGAUGGCAAAGCAGGGUCAUUACCGAGGGAAAGAGGAGCUCCUCCACUGCCUCCAAUACCCAGAUAAACAAAAAUCAGUCAUGCCACUGCUGUAUUACUAUUCACUUCUUAAGCACAGCUUCAAAUUUCUUUUUCUGAAUGUUGCUGAGAGUUUUAAAUUCCACAUGUGAGAGAGAGUGUGUGAACUUUUUUUGAGUAUAUUACAUUUUUAAUAAAGACAAAUUAGAACACAAACAGAGAUUGAAAUAACAUUUUAUGUUCUAUUGUUAUUGCUGAAAAGGCUAAAAUAAAACACCUUUUAUAAGA
Molecule: messenger RNA, 2046 nt
Organism: Pangasianodon hypophthalmus (striped catfish)
Lineage: Eukaryota; Metazoa; Chordata; Actinopteri; Siluriformes; Pangasiidae
Gene: wipf1a
Product: WAS/WASL interacting protein family, member 1a
Exons: 8
Coding region: 194-1807 (537 amino acids)
Molecular function (GO): actin binding
Source: RefSeq, a predicted model, not a curated record